AUGGAAGACGGAGGAAUCGCAGAGGACGACGGCUUCAGCGCACAUGACCUUUUCAACCACCGCGCCAACGGCCCAUCCUCGUACGAGUACGACGACGUCGUAUUCCUCCCACCACCUCUCUCCUCAUCCGCCGCCGCCGCCGUCUCCAUCGCCGCCGCCGUAUCCCGCAACGUCCCCAUCUCGUUCCCCUUCGUCGUCGUCGUCGGCCGUUCCACCGAGCUGAUACGCUCCCUGAAAUCCCUCCGCCGCCCCGAGAAUCCCGCGCGGCGGAUGGUCGCGGCGGCGAUUGGGACGGAGGACGAGGCAGCGGAGAAUCGGCUGGAGGAGUUGGUGGAAGCGGGCGCUGACGUGGUUGUUCUGGACGGCGGCGACACUCGGCGGCAGAUUGAGAUGAUUAAUUACGUGAAGCGGAAGUAUCCCGAUUUAGACGUGGUUGCCGGUGGGGACGUGUUGCAGGCAAGUGCGGUGUACAAAGUGGCUGCCGUAGCAGCGCAAAGUGGCAUCCCAGUAAUGGCAGAUGGGGUGGACAUAUCCAAGCCAGGCCACGUGGCGAAGGCUCUGCUUCUAGGGGCGUCUUCUGUACUGAUCAAGAGCAGAGCCACUGGUGGUACUGAUCAUGAAGCAGAUGAUCAAGUGGUGGAGAAUCAGGAGGAGUUGAUGCUCGCCGCCAUGGAAGUGGUGAAGCGAAGCCUGCGAUGGCUGGGCGCCUCGUCGUUGCAAUCGGCGCAUCAGCGGCUGCACUCGCAGGAUCUGAGGCUGGAGUUGGUCACGCUCGACACGCAGAGAAAGGAAGAGUUGAUGAGGUUAAAAGCAUCAGCAUUUUGA
This is a messenger RNA of Linum tenue, 825 nucleotides long. NCBI's taxonomy places the organism in Eukaryota, Viridiplantae, Streptophyta, Magnoliopsida, Malpighiales, Linaceae. The record is from the annotation of a GenBank genome assembly.